AUGAUUCGCUUGCUUGCCCUGCACGGCUAUACCCAGAAUGCCUACAUGUUUUCCAAAAAGCUUGGUGCUAUUAGGAAGGCAUGUGCGAAAGACAUCGAGUUCGUAUUUGUCGAUGGACCAAUAGUGCUGCAGCCUGCCGACCUACCGGGGGCGAACCUAUCAGAGUUCGACUCUGAGGGGGGUGCCGCUCAAUGGGUGGACGAUCCGAAGCUCACUGCUCGGGCAUGGUGGAGGGCCAACGAUGAGAAGACUGAAUACUAUGGUCUGGAGGAUAGCUUGAGGUACUUGAGAGAUAUACUAGAGAAAGAGCGCUUCCAUGGUAUUCUCGGUUUCAGCCAGGGAGCGUGCAUGGCUGCAUAUCUCGCUGCAUAUCUUGAGGAGCCAUCCGCCCAACCUAUGUUCAACCCACCCCCACAUCCUGCAUUUGACUUCGCCAUUUUCAUCUCCGGAUUUGCGCCCAUGUGUCCCCCAAUAGAGCACCACAUUCGCACGAAAAACGUACACAUCCUUGGCAGGACCGACACGCUCGUGUCUCCGAAGCGUUCUGAGACGCUCGUCGAUAUCUGCAUUGCGCCGCGCGUUGAGUAUCAUGAAGGCAGUCAUUAUGUUCCAUCAAAAGCGUCAUGGCGACAUUUCUUCCAUCAAUGGAUGGCCGCCUUUUCCGCCGAAUCCAUCAGGAAGCCAGAUGAUAUUCCGUCCCCAGUGCCGUCCGCAGGGGACGAUACCCCAAGUGGGGCGCAAACGCCAGCAAGUGGAACGAUGACACCAAGAGGGGUACUGUGA
Molecule: messenger RNA, 783 nt
Organism: Dacryopinax primogenitus
Lineage: Eukaryota; Fungi; Basidiomycota; Dacrymycetes; Dacrymycetales; Dacrymycetaceae
Product: FSH1-domain-containing protein
Exons: 7
Coding region: 1-783 (260 amino acids)
Cellular component (GO): cytoplasm; nucleus
Source: RefSeq, a predicted model, not a curated record